AUGCUCUCUUCAUGGUCCACCCAACAAGAUUGUUGUGGAUGGAGAGGAGUCAAGUGUGACAACAUCACAACUAGAGUUACUCAACUUAGUCUCCCAUGUUCUACGAUUCCUCCAACUUACAUUGACGAAGAAGAUAAAUCACACUGCCUCACAGGUUCCAUUUACCUAUCCUUGUUGUUGUUGGAGUUUGAAUUUUUAAAUUACUUGGAUUUGAGCAAUAAUGACUUCUUAGCUAUCAAGUUUGAUUCUAUGCAUAGUCAGAAUUGUCAUAACCUAUCUGUAGCUACUCCUCCUCGCCAGUGUGUAAACUCUUCAGCUCUUCGAUAUCUUGACCUAUCACUUAACGAGAAUCUUGCCAUGAAUAGUCUUCAGUGGCUUUGUUUCAUUUCCUCCUUGGAAUAUCUCAACCUCAAUGGCAUUAAUCUUCACAAGGAAACUAAUUGGCUUCAACUUGUAACUAUGCUUCCAUCACUUUCAGAGCUCCGCAUGGAUGGUUGUCAACUUAAAGACUUGAGUCCGUCUCUUCAAUAUGCUAAUUUUACUGCACUCCGAGUUCUUGAUCUUUCUAAAAAUAAAUUUUACUCCGAGUUGCCUAAAUGGUUAUUCAACCUUAGUUGUGGCAUCUCUGAUAUUUACCUUUACUCAAGUUCUUUAAGAGGACAACUACCAAAGGCAUUGUUAAAUCUUCAACUCUUGGAAGCCUUGAUAUUGGAAUCCAAUAACUUAAGUGGACCAAUUCCAAAUUGGUUAGGCGAACUUGAACAUUUACAAUAUCUUAAUCUUGUAAGAAACAUGUUUUUUGGAUCCAUUCCCAUAAAUUUGGGAAACCUUUCAUCCUUAAUUGUCUUGGCUGUUGGCCGAAAUCAAUUGACAGGAGUUGUGUCUGAGAGAAAUUUCGUCAAACUGUCAAAAUUAAAGAUAUUGGAUAUAUACUCAUCACCACCAUUAAUAUUUGAUUUUGAGUCCCACUGGGUUCCACCUUUUCAACUUGAAAUACUAGUUUUUGGGUUUGCAGGUCCCUAUCUUCCUGAGUGGUUAUAUGCACAAAGAUCUAUUGAACUUCUGUGUAUUUGCGAAUCAUCAUUUAAGGCCCAAGGCAAAUUUUGGAAUUUUGUAUCAAGAGUGACUGAACUUCAGUUACGAGAAAAUUUGAUAGAUGGGGACUUGUCAAACGUGUUGUUGAACUCUACAUUCUUAGAUGUAUCAUCAAAUGAUCUGAAAGGUUACCUGCCUCAAUUAUCAUCCAACGUGGUCUUUGUGAGGUUAUCAAACAACUCGUUAUCAGGAAACAUCUCUCCCUUCAUAUGUGAUCAUAAGAUGCUGAAUGAGAAAAGCAAUUUGGUUUACUUGGACAUAUCUCUAAAUAAUCUAUCUGGAGGGCUUACAAAUUGCUGGAUGAAUUGGAAAUCAUUGGUUCAUAUUAACUUGGGAAGCAACAAUCUAACAGGCAAGAUACCCCCAUCAAUGGGCCUAUUAUCUAGUCUUACCUCGUUGCAUCUGCAUGAUAAUAAGUUCUAUGGAGAGAUUCCUCUUUCGCUGCAAAAUUGCCGCUCUCUACUGAUCUUUAAUGUUCGUGAAAACAACUUUUCAGGAAAUAUAUCAAACUGGAUACCGCACAGUGUAAUGACUCUCCAAUUAAGGUCCAAUAGUUUUAGCGGUAAUAUCCCAACACAGAUAUGCCAAAUGUCUUUCCUCAUUAUUUUGGAUAUUGCAGAUAACACAAUCUCAGGAAAUAUACCCACAUGCCUGCAUAAUAUCACAGCCUUAGUUUUCAACAAUGCUUCAGAGACCAAGAUUUCUUUUUUCUCCCCUUCAACUAUUAAGGGUUACAUCUACUACUUUUACGAGAGUCUUGAGCUGGUUAUAAAAGGUCAAGUAUUAGAAUAUGGAAAAAAUCUGCACUUUAUGAGCUUAAUUGAUAUGUCGAGUAACAAUUUGUCUGGAACAAUACCUCCCCAAAUAUUUAGCCUCACUGCAUUGCGCUCUUUGAACUUGUCCCACAAUCAAUUAAUGGGAAAAAUUCCAAAUGAGAUUGGCAACAUGAGAAACUUGGAGUCCCUUGAUUUUUCAACAAACCAACUUUGA
This is a messenger RNA of Glycine soja, 2085 nucleotides long. Its product is annotated as receptor-like protein EIX2. The transcript has a single exon. The coding region runs from base 1 to 2085 and encodes 694 amino acids. Gene Ontology annotation, molecular function: protein binding. The record is from RefSeq and is a predicted model, not a curated record. Lineage: Eukaryota; Viridiplantae; Streptophyta; Magnoliopsida; Fabales; Fabaceae.